AUGGAGGACGGCCACACACUCUUUGAUUAUGACGUGCGCCUCAAUGACACAAUCCAGCUGCUGGUGCGCCAGAGUCUGGCACUGCCUUCCAGUUCGAAGGAACGGGAUUCUGAGCUCUCAGACUCUGACUCUGGCUAUGGUGUGGGUCAGAGCGAGUCUGACAAGUCGUCCACACAUGGCGAAGGGGCUGCUGAAGGGGAUGACAAGACCGUGUGGGAGGACACAGAACUGGGGCUGUACAAGGUUGAUGAGUACGUGGACGUGCGUGACAACACCUUGGGUGCAUGGUUUGAGGCCCAAGUGGUCCAGGUGCAGAAGAGAGCCCUGUCCCAGGAAGAGCCUUGCAGCUCCAGUGCCAGCAUGACUCCGGAGGAUGACAUCAUGUACCAUAUCAAAUAUGAUGACUACCCAGAGAGUGGAGUGGAGGUCAUCAAAGCCAAGGAUGUCCGUGCCCGUGCCCGUACUGUGAUCCCGUGGGAGGACCUGGAGGUGGGCCAGGUGGUAAUGGCCAACUACAAUGUGGAUUACCCCAGGAAGCGCGGCUUCUGGUAUGACGUUGAGAUCUGUAGGAAACGGCAGACCAGGACGGCGCGGGAGCUGUAUGGCAACGUCAUGCUCUUAAACGAUUCUCAGCUCAACAACUGCCGACUCAUGUUUGUGGAUGAAGUCUUUAAGAUUGAGCUCCCUAAUGAGAGGAGCCCCUUGAUUGGGAACCCCUCGCAGCGGAAGAGCGGCCCGUCCUGCCAGUACUGCAAGGACGACGAGAACAAACUGUGUCGCAAGUGUGCCUGCCAUGUGUGCGGUGGGCGUGAGGCUCCUGAGAAGCAGGUGUUGUGUGACGAGUGUGACAUGGCCUUCCACCUGUACUGCCUGCAGCCACCGCUUACUUGCGUCCCCUCUGAGCCUGAGUGGUACUGCCCCAGCUGCCGGACCGACUCCAGUGAGGUGGUGCAAGCAGGCGAGAAGCUGAAGCAAAGCAAGAAGAAGGCGAAGAUGGCAUCAGCCACGUCAUCCUCCCGUCGGGACUGGGGCAAGGGCAUGGCCUGUGUGGGCCGCACCAGAGAGUGUACCAUCGUGCCCGCCAACCACUUCGGGCCCAUCCCUGGCGUCCCUGUGGGCACCAUGUGGCGCUUCAGAGUCCAGGUCAGUGAGUCUGGUGUGCAUCGGCCGCACGUGGCGGGCAUCCAUGGGCGGAGUAAUGACGGUGCUUACUCAUUGGUGCUGGCUGGAGGCUACGAGGAUGAUGUGGACAACGGCAAUUCCUUCACAUACACAGGGAGCGGUGGCCGAGACCUCUCAGGCAACAAGCGUACGGCAGGACAGUCCUCUGACCAGAAGCUUACCAACACCAACAGGGCUCUGGCGCUAAACUGCAACUCCAAAAUCAGUGAGAACGGGGCAGAGGCCAAGGACUGGCGCCAGGGGAAGCCAGUGCGUGUCGUCCGCAACAUGAAGGGUGGGAAGCACAGCAAGUACGCGCCUGCAGAGGGCAACCGCUACGAUGGCAUCUACAAGGUGGUGAAGUACUGGCCAGAAAAGGGUAAAUCUGGCUUCCUCGUGUGGCGCUACCUCCUGCGACGGGAUGACGCGGAGCCUGGGCCCUGGACCCGGGAGGGCAAGGACCGCAUGCGGCAGCUGGGGCUCACUAUGCAGUACCCCGAAGGCUACUUGGAGGCCUUGGCUAGCAAAGAGAAGAGUAAGAAGUGCCGAGCCAAGGCCUUGGAGAAGGAAUCACCCUCUAAGACAGGCUCAGCCAAGCGGAAGCCCACAGGCCAGGCCACUAAUACACGUACACUCAAGAAGAGCAAACUGGAGCCCUUUACGCUCCCUGUCGAACAGGCCAACCUCAUCAAGGAGGACAAGAGCAAUGCCAAGCUGUGGGAUGAUGUGCUGAGUUCACUUCAGGAUGGGCCGUACCAGGUCUUUCUGAGCAAGGUGAACGAGGCUUUCCAGUGCAUCUGCUGCCAGGAGCUGGUGUUCCGGCCUGUCACCACCGUGUGUCUGCACAAUGUCUGCAAGGACUGCCUGGACAGGUCCUUCCGGGCCGAGGUGUACAGCUGCCCAGCCUGUCGCUGCGACCUGGACCACAGCUCCCCAACCCGGGUGAAUCAGCCUUUGCAGACCAUUCUCAACCAGCUCUUCCCUGGCUACGGCAGCGGCCGGUGAUGCCGCGAACCAGGCAGGGGGCCCUCGAUCCUGCUUCGAGUUCUUAGUGGGCUUAGCUUGAAGGUGUUGUCCUUCCACAUCUGCCCCUGGUGACCCGUCUGCCUUGAUCGCCAGUUAACCAGGAAUACUGUAUUCUGGCUACCAC
Microtus ochrogaster (prairie vole) is the source of this 2311-nucleotide messenger RNA. RefSeq names its product ubiquitin like with PHD and ring finger domains 1 (gene Uhrf1). Gene Ontology annotation, molecular function: ubiquitin protein ligase activity; protein binding. The transcript is spliced from 14 exons. The record is from RefSeq and is a predicted model, not a curated record. NCBI's taxonomy places the organism in Eukaryota, Metazoa, Chordata, Mammalia, Rodentia, Cricetidae. The annotation marks the transcript as partial. Gene Ontology annotation, biological process: negative regulation of gene expression via chromosomal CpG island methylation; protein ubiquitination.